UUUAUCCGCAGGAGAAGAAGAAGUGGCUUCGCUAACAACAAGCUCUCGGACAUCUUGUCAGCUCAGACAAACUGAAAGAGAAGUGUACACACAUCAGCAUUAAAGUCACCGACAGGGUCAGGGCCUGUCUGUAUUCACACCUUUGAUUGCCAUAUCGGUUUUUUUAGACAUUGAACGUAAGAUAUAUUUUUUGACAUCCUGACAUUUUUAAUGUUACUUUUUAUUUAGGCUGCUGGCUAGCUCAGAUUAGCUCACAUUUUGAGAAGGAGAGCGAGAUUUAGGGCGCUAGUUAUUCAGGAGCCACUACACCCAGUGGGAAGAUGGCGCUUAAACGAAUCCAUAAGGAAUUGAAUGAUUUGGCACGUGAUCCACCUGCACAGUGCUCAGCAGGUCCAGUGGGGGAUGAUGUGUUCCACUGGCAGGCAACAAUCAUGGGGCCAAAUGAAAGUCCAUAUCAGGGUGGUGUUUUUUUCCUAACCAUACACUUCCCAACAGAUUACCCCUUCAAACCACCAAAGGUUGCAUUUACUACAAGAAUCUACCAUCCCAACAUAAACAGUAAUGGCAGCAUCUGUCUGGAUAUCCUCAGGUCCCAGUGGUCUCCUGCACUUACUAUUUCUAAAGUUCUCCUGUCCAUCUGCUCACUCUUAUGUGACCCCAAUCCAGACGACCCUCUUGUGCCAGAGAUUGCCCGAAUCUAUAAAACAGACACAGAGAAGUAUAAUAGAAUGGCAAAGGAAUGGACAGAGAAAUAUGCCAUGCUGUAGGUGAAAGUCAACUCUGCAUUGUGAACAUUAGAGAUACAACAGAAUAGCGCGGGAAUGGACUCAGAAAUAUGCCAUGUGAUGUUUUCUGGACACAUUUAUACACUGUUUGUUCUCUCAUGUUUCGGACACUGUUGCAAGACCAUAUUUCCCCAUCUGUCUCUUAUGGAGGCACAAUCCCAGAUUUCUGCUCAACCAGGAAUGCAGGCCUGCUCCUGGCCUUUCCACACUACAAAGUCUUGAAAUGGACCUCGCCAGUCUGAUGGAAGUUCUUCCACUCUCAACUCUGCCUAUCUUUGAUCUUUACCAAUCAACUCCUCUCACUCCACAACACGACAUGCCUGUAUGACCAGAGUGUGUUCUCUCAGAGCUGCUCGGAAAGAGAAUGUCUUUAGGUUGUUCUGCUUUUUUGAGGGCUUUACUCCUGGAGUGCAUGCAGUCACAGGAGAAAAGGUCAGAUGUUGUACAUCAGUGGUGAGAGAUUGGGACUGAUUCCUAUAUCCUGUUUGAUUGUAAAGAUUUGCGACAUUCUGAUCAGCUGUUGGCCCAACUUUUCACAGCCGUGACACUGAGAUACAACUCGCUCGAUUGGCUUAAAUAUCCGUUUAAAAUCCCGCUACUUUUUUCUCUCAAUAAAUAUGUAUAACUCA
Sinocyclocheilus grahami is the source of this 1414-nucleotide messenger RNA. Its product is annotated as ubiquitin-conjugating enzyme E2 D2-like. The transcript is spliced from 8 exons. The record is from RefSeq and is a predicted model, not a curated record. Bases 321 to 767 code for a protein of 148 amino acids. NCBI's taxonomy places the organism in Eukaryota, Metazoa, Chordata, Actinopteri, Cypriniformes, Cyprinidae.